CCAGGAGCCGCGGUUGACAGGUACUUAACAACAACAAAAAAAUGCAUGUUUUCCCAUCAUGUCUCUCCGUGCAGUAGCUCUCGCCAGCUACAGCAGGACAGAAGUCUUCAAGCAGCCCUGCUCCAAAAAGCUAAACCACGAAAGCCUAAAGGUGGCUUUCAAUGAGUCAGCGUAUUCUUCAAAUCCCUCGGCGAGGAUUAGCUGCCUAGCUCCGACACCUCAAAUCUCCGUUCUCUCAGACGAAUACUCAAGGCCAGCAGUGAUCGGACAUGCUGGAAGUUUUGGAUCAUACCCAGACAGUGCUGAAGCUAUCAAAGACAUUCUCAUGUCUGUUUUAAAUGCAUCUGGUUUGAAGCCCUCUUUGGUGCAGGAGCAGACCACAAUGCAGGGAGCUGAGCAUCUGGACAGUGACAUGGAACAGUGGGAAGAAAGCAGCGCUGGGGAUAGCCGUGAUGACAGUGACAGCGAUUCUGCACAUCACAGUGCUGCUUGUACACAAACGGACAUUCGGUUUACAAGGCACCGGGCAUGUUGGGACAACACGCACUAUGAUUCCUCUAAACCUUCGCUGGAUACUUUCUUUUGUCCCCGUUACUCUGAUGGGGAUCGUGCUGCUUCCUCCUUGAAUGGUUUCACUCUUGCAGACGUGUCCCCUCUGAAGCGGGAUUGCUUUACCCAGGUGACAUUAACAGGAGGCACUGUCACAUCAGCUGUCGUGCAUUCUGGAAAAGAACAUUAUACCUCCCCUGAACAAGACUUGACUUUCACAAGGUUUCUUUCCGAUUCAGCUGUUGGUAAGCCAGCAGAUCUGUUGAAAUACCCUGACGCUUUGGAGCCUUUGCCCAUCAGCAACAGUGACAGCAAUUCUCCCAGUGGACUUUCCCAGUCAGAGCCAGUCAAUCAAACAGGUUCUACUUCUCUGAACAUAAGUGCUAUACCGUUGAAUCGUUCGUUGCAAGACAUCUGCAUGCUUCCAGAAGAUGUGGAGAAGGAAAACGCGCACUUUUUUGUCGCAGAUAUGAUUAUAGCAUCCUUAGAAAAAAUGAAAUGUAAUAUCCUAAGCCAACAAACAGAGUCCUGGGGCGCGGAGGAAACAAAUGGAUCAGAUGGCAGCUAUCACACUGAUUCAGAGUUAUCUUCUUACCCUGGAGUGAAGAAGUCUGAUUCUUCUGUUGCCUCGUCAGACAGUGGUUACGAAGGCUGUGCUUUGCUGCCUGUCAGCUCCCCAGUGCAUCUACCAUCACGUCAUGAGAUUACUAGAUUUCGUUGCCACAGUGACUCAGAGGAUGAAUAUGUAAUUAUUGAACUUGAAGACCUUGAAAAUCUGUCUGUCUCCCCAGAUGAAAGAUCAUCUUCUGAACCAGGCAGCAAUUCUGCUGAAGCAACAGCCCAGGAGUUAUGCAGAGCUUUCAGAAAACACUGGCUGCAGACAGACUCUGCAGUUCAACUGUCUGGUUGCCUGAGCUCAUCUAAGCAGAGAGUGAAAGAGAUUCCAAGAGAGCUUGAGUCCAGUUUGAAUCUGGCUGAAGAAAUAAAGUUCAUAUCCAAAUUAAGAGGAUGUUCUGGCUGGGCCCCACCAAGAUCGCAGAUUAUAUUUAAUAUUCACCCUUCAGUCAAGAGAGAUGCAGUGGUGGCUGCCCAAAACUUUACUUGUGUUGGUUGUGGAACCCCGAUAGAAAGCAAAUAUAUCAGGAGACUCCGCUAUUGUGACUACCUGGGGAAAUACUUUUGUGACUGCUGCCACAGCUAUGCCCAGUCUUCCAUUCCUGCUCGAAUACUUUUGAAGUGGGACUUCAAAAAAUACUAUGUAUGCAACUUCUCCAAACACCUACUGGACAGCAUAUGGCAGCACCCAAUUUUCAAUGUGUCAUGUAUUAACAAAGCCCUCUACACAAAAAGUAAAGAAAUGGACAGGGUGAGGGAGGUGCAAGAACAGCUCUUUCAUUUAAAAAAGCUUUUGAAAACCUGCAGGUUUGGUGAAAGUGUACUGAAAGAAUUUGAACAGGUUCCCAGCCAUCUGACAGAGGAGCUGCAUCUCUUCUCACUGGAUGAUCUGGUGAAGAUCAAACGAGGGCAGUUAUUGCCCCUUCUUAAAGAUAUUCUGAAGAGCUCUACCUCCCAUGUGGAUGGCUGCGAGCUCUGUCAAGCGAAGGGGUUUAUCUGUGAAUUCUGUCAGAGCGCAGAUCUGCUCUUUCCAUAUCAGAUUGCCAAGUGCAAAAGGUGUACAGAGUGCAAAACAUGCUUUCACAAAUCAUGCUUCAAGUCUGGAGGCUGCCCCAAAUGUCUGCGGAUUGCAGCUCGGAGGACGCUUUCAGAAACUCCGUCACUGGUGCCUCCAUGA
Messenger RNA from Haliaeetus leucocephalus (bald eagle), 2341 nucleotides. It is a transcript of the gene RUBCNL, whose product is annotated as KIAA0226-like ortholog. The record is from RefSeq and is a predicted model, not a curated record. NCBI's taxonomy places the organism in Eukaryota, Metazoa, Chordata, Aves, Accipitriformes, Accipitridae. The transcript is spliced from 16 exons. Gene Ontology annotation, cellular component: autophagosome membrane; intracellular membrane-bounded organelle. The coding region runs from base 59 to 2341 and encodes 760 amino acids. Gene Ontology annotation, biological process: autophagosome maturation; autophagosome-endosome fusion; autophagosome-lysosome fusion. Gene Ontology annotation, molecular function: phosphatidylinositol phosphate binding.